This is a messenger RNA of Ceraceosorus guamensis, 1698 nucleotides long. Its product is annotated as MFS general substrate transporter. Gene Ontology annotation, molecular function: transmembrane transporter activity. Gene Ontology annotation, biological process: transmembrane transport. Gene Ontology annotation, cellular component: membrane. Bases 1 to 1698 code for a protein of 565 amino acids. The transcript is spliced from 6 exons. NCBI's taxonomy places the organism in Eukaryota, Fungi, Basidiomycota, Exobasidiomycetes, Ceraceosorales, Ceraceosoraceae. The record is from RefSeq and is a predicted model, not a curated record.
AUGUCUGCCUCCAUAGAAAAAGAACAACCCUUUGCGAGCCCGGCAGAGUACGCGACGCUCACCCGCGAUGGCGCUCAGAGAACUUCGCAAAUUGAUUCCAAGCGCUCCGAAGAUGCCGCAAGCACAUCCGACGACCAGAGCGAUCUGGGCAGCGACAAGCACAUCUUUUCAGAUCCUGCUGUAGCUGCAAAAUGGGCCGCAGUGUACGAAGAGUCCAAGUACGAGUGUCGUCAUCGCUUCGAUCCGCACCUCACGUGGGACGCCGAAGAGGAGCGCAAGCUGGUGCGCAAGCUCGACAUUAGAAUCAUGCUCUUCAUCUGGGUCCUGUUUAUGAGCCUCGAUCUCAUCCGCCGCAACAUCAAUCGCGCCUUGCCCGACAAUUUCCUCAACGACUUGGGCAUCACUACCGACGACUUUAACAACGGCCAAGUCAUUUACUUUGCUAGUUUCCUGUUCAUGGAGCUGCCCUCUGGACUGAUCAGCAAGCGACUGGGCGCCGACAUUUGGAUCCCCGUGCAGAUCGUCGUCUGGAGCAUCGUCUGCUCAGCUCAAGCCGGUCUCACCAACAAGGUCUCCUUCUUCCUCACGCGCGCCUUCCUCGGCGCAGCGCAAGGCGGCUUCAUCCCAGACGCGUGCCUGUACCUGUCCUACUUUUACACCAGCGCCGAACUCACCACUAGGCUCAGCUGGUUCUACACCGUGCUCGGCAUCAGCCAGAUCCUAGGAAGUUUCCUGGCCGCUGCCUUCAUCGAGCUUCGAGGCUGGCACGGUCUGGCGGGUUGGCAGUACCUCUUCGCCUUUGAGGGUCUCAUCACUGGCGUCGUCGGCAUCUUUGCAUUCUUCUGGAUGGUUCCCAGCGUCACUGCCUCCAAAGGCUGGCUCCGCGGCAAGAAUGGCUGGUUCAACGAGCGCGAGGAAAAGAUCCUUGUCAAUAGGGUGCUUCGUGACGACGCUACCAAGGGCGACAUGAACAACCGUCAAGCCGUGGACUGGAAGGGCCUCUGGCGCGCUCUCGGCGAAAAGGACUUGUGGCCGAUCUACCUGCUUGGUCUGGUCAUCUACAUUCCCUUCCAACCCCCUCAAACGUACCUCUCCCUGACGCUGCGCAACCUCGGUUUCAGCGUCCUGCACUCCAAUCUCCUCGCAAUUCCCUCGCAAUUCCUCUUUGCCGUCAAUUGCCUUUGGCUCUCUUGGUUGGCGCGCCGCUACAACGAGAGGAGCCUCAUCGCCGUCUUUUCGAACGUGUGGACGCUACCCCUGCUCAUCGCGCUCCGUGCCAUCCCACACCUCAAAGACUCGUACUGGUCUUGGGUGCGCUACGCUCUCCUCACCCUCGUCGCAUCCUUUCCCUACUGCCACCCCACGCUCAUCAGCUGGCUCUCGCAAAAUUCAAAGUCGGUCAGAAACAGAGCAGUGGCGGUCUGCUUGUACAACAUGUCCUACCAAGUCGGCAGCAUCUUUGCCACGCGCAUCUUUGCCGAAAACGACAAGCCCUACUACCCCAAGGGAUUCACCGCUCUCAUUGUCAUUUGCGCUUUCGCAAUCGUCCAGGCGUUCGCCACCAAGGCUUACUACAUUUGGCGCAAUCGAUCCAAGCAGGCAGAAUGGGCCAAACUCACUGCAGACGAGAGGAUCGAGUAUACGCUUCACAACAAGGAGGAUGGAGGCAGGCGUCUCGACGUCCGUCUCGUCCACUAA